CGUGCUUAUUUGUCUGUCUGUGAAAUGAAGUCAGCUGAUAAAAAGAAUGAAUUUUCAAUUUUUUAGUGAAUUUUGAUAAUAUCGUCUAGCAUAGUGGUUCCUAUAGCAGCUAAUUUUAAUUAGACGUGCGCUGAAAGUAUUUUGUUGUGUGGCAUUUGCAGAAAUAUUUUGUUCAUAAUUUACUUGUAUGAAAAUGGAAGGUGCGAUCGCAGGUGACAGCGGAGACGGUGAAAGUAAGGAGAAGAGUAGCGCUCACGUAGAUCAAGCUGCUCCUACGACGGUCGACAAUACCGGCGGCGUGAGUAACUGCGAGAGUAGCUCUAGCACGUUGCUGAACGUCGCCAAACAACAGUUACUGUGCGAUCAAAACGAUAACAGCGGCGGCGACGUAGCCGAAUCAAAUAGCUGUACCACCGCCACCGCAAACGAUCUUCAUGUCGAGUCAAAUGACGACGAUAGUUGUUCAGAUUCUGCCGUUGAUUUUAUAGUUGUAUAUAAUAAGAAGAAAUACGACAUCACGUUUAAUUCGAAUAAAACCGUCAAAGAUCUGAAAGGAUAUCUGCAAGGACUGAUCGGUGUACCGUCGAGCGUUCAGAAGGUGAUGUUCAAAGGAUUGGCGAAAGACGAACAAACGUUGAAAGAUCUCGAUGUAAAAAGUGGCGCUAAAGUGAUGGUGGUUGGAUCGAAACUAGACCAGAUUAUGGCUGUUUCGGCGAGUACUGCUGAAGAUAACGCAGCCGAAGAGAAAGCUGCCACUUGCAAAGAACCAUUCUGCAAGCAGAAAAUACAUAAGAAAGUAUUAGAUAAAGGUGUACCCGACGAUGUGAUGGUCGGCAUUAAAAAUGUCAAGGAUCCAUUACCACCGCAUCCUUUAUCGGGAAUGUUGAAUAAAAUGGGAGGUAAAGUGAGAUUAACGUUCAAGCUCGAAUUAGACCAGUUAUGGAUCGGAACCAAAGAACGGACUGAUAAAAUAACGAUGAAUACGAUUAAAAGUAUCGUCAGCGAACCGAUCGAAAAUCACGAAGAGUAUCACAUUGUGGGAUUUCAAUUAGGAACAACGGAAGCGUCGCGUUACUGGGUAUACUGGGUUCCUGCUCAAUAUGUAGAUUCUAUUAAAAGCGCCAUUCUCGGCACAUGGAUGCUCUAGUCAACGUUACUUUCGUACUUUUUUUAAUUUUUUUUAUUUUUGUCGUCAUGUAAUUUGUUAAACUAUGAUUCGAUAUUCAAGCUUAGAAGUAUAUUGGUUUGAUACAGAGCUGGGAUGAUUCAGAGUCGCAGUAGUCGAAACCCUUUUGAAACUCUUUUAAUCAAGGAGUUGUUGUAUUUUUCAUAGUCCUCUUUUCUUUCAAAGAGUUGCCACUACACGACUCUAGCGACUCUUUGUUUUCACCAAGUGAUUUAAGAGCAGGAGUUUUAGCACUCUCACUCGCAGAUUAGAUAUUUGCUCUAAUAAUAUUGCUUUUUUCCCUCUUUUAAAAUCAAUAAUGUUUCAUUUUUUGGCCAAAACUUCCCUGUUCAUAUUUCCACUCUUACUUUCCUCUUUCAAGUUGCUUAUUUUUCAUUUCAAACCUUUCUCCAAUGGAUCUUUCUUCACUCGCGGAAGAGUCGCAAGAGUCGGAGAGGACGUCGCCAACUUGAAAAAUAGCACAGUCGCCGCAGCUCUGGCUCGAUACGUUCGUUCGUGUAAAAUAUCAUGGUUGAAUUUUACGUCUUUUUCAUGUGUACAAAUUUUACGCCUAUUUUUACGACGAUCGUAACUGGUGUUUUAUUUCGUAUUCGUGUUCGUAUAAUUUUUGCAAUUUUAAUACGAUUUCGUUGUAUUCACUUUUAUAUCGAAUUGAGCAAUUUUCCACCGAAAAAUUUGUACUUUUUUAUUUCCUAAUCUACAAUCAAUUUGUACGAAUUCGUACCAGUUUAGUGUUUAUUCAUCGCUGCUAAUCAAUCUCGAAUGCCCAUUUAACGUGUGGGGGGGGGGGGGUGAGCGAAGUGAUGCGGUUAUAGUUUGAAAAAAAUUGAUAUUCUUGUUCGUAUUUUUUCCCCUUUCUACAAAAUAAAAUUAAGUUCAAUAUCGUCGAGGAGGUAUAAAUUUUGAAUUUUAUUUUAGUUAUACUUGUGCUGAAAUUGUUUUCGGAGGAGUUGCGCAAGAAAACAUGUUCAUAUAUUUCGACAAAUCUAAAAAAAAAUAAUUUUAAGAUAAAUUUUGUAAUUUGAAAAAAAACGAGUUUAUUUUAGGUUUUGUAUGAUUUUUUUUGUUAUUUCGAAUAAAGUAUGUUGCUAUCGCUUGUAA
This is a messenger RNA of Planococcus citri (citrus mealybug), 2287 nucleotides long. RefSeq names its product ubiquitin domain-containing protein UBFD1-like. Gene Ontology annotation, molecular function: RNA binding; cadherin binding. Bases 188 to 1147 code for a protein of 319 amino acids. NCBI's taxonomy places the organism in Eukaryota, Metazoa, Arthropoda, Insecta, Hemiptera, Pseudococcidae. The record is from RefSeq and is a predicted model, not a curated record. The transcript has 4 exons.